Molecule: messenger RNA, 1290 nt
Organism: Brettanomyces bruxellensis
Lineage: Eukaryota; Fungi; Ascomycota; Pichiomycetes; Pichiales; Pichiaceae
Exons: 1
Coding region: 1-1290 (429 amino acids)
Biological process (GO): protein N-linked glycosylation
Cellular component (GO): mannan polymerase complex
Molecular function (GO): alpha-1,6-mannosyltransferase activity
Source: RefSeq, a predicted model, not a curated record
AUGUUAAAAGUACACUCUGCACGAAAAGCAUUGCUUUUUGCAGUGGCUCUUUUGGGAACACUUUUUGUAAGCGUUCAACUCUUCAAGGGCAAAAGCACAUCGUUGGAUGAAAUGCUGAAGAAAGUUCCGCAACUAUAUGGUAACAACGAAAAAGGAGACCUCUUUUCUGAACUGGUUCGAGACAGAAAGAAUUCGGAAACGGGUAAAGAGCAGAAAAACGAGAUUGGAGCAAAAGGAUUGGCUGCUCUUGGAUUUACGUACAAACGGCAAGAUGAGGAGACUGAGAUGAUCAAGAAGUUGAGCGAGAUGACGCAGAAGUUGGUGGAUGAUCAAGAAAAACGUAUUAACAGACUUGAAAAAGAGCGUCAAGGGUUGGAAAGACAGCUUGAGAGACUGAGAAGACCAAGUGAUGAACUCUCGUUGCGUGAAAAACUCUCAUUCUUGUAUCCGUUCGACCCGAACGCAAAGUUCCCCGGCUAUAUAUGGCAAAGUUGGAAGUACGGACUGAACGAUGAAAGAUUUGGAGACGAGUAUUCAAAGUGUCAAAGCAAAUGGCCUGGCAAGAAUCCAGGCUUUGUCCACGAGAUUUUCAACGAUGAUACAUCGAGUGCUUUUAUCCAUUUCUUAUAUUUGAACGUGCCGGAUGUGACCGAGGCAUUUGACGCACUUCCAAACGCGGUUCUAAAAGUGGAAUUUUUCCGGUACCUCAUUCUAUAUGCCAAAGGUGGUGUGUGGGCUGAUAUUGACACGUAUCCGGUUCGGCCGAUCCCAAAUUGGAUACCGGAGAAUGUCGAACCAUCAGAAUUGGGAAUGAUUAUCGGUGUUGACUACGAUGUUGAAGGAGAAGCAUCUGAGGACUGGAGAAACACCCGUGCACGCAAAUUUCAGUUUGCAACCGGUGUGAUGCAGGCCAAACCGGGCCAUCCGAUUUUGCGGGAGGUCAUUGCAGCGAUUACAGAGGAGACACUACAGAAAAAACGAAUCCACCAGCUUCAACUUCCAGAAAGUGGUCGUGAUAUUGCUCUGAUGGAGUGGACAGGUGAGGGAGUGUUUACGGACAUCAGUCUUCGAUUUUUCAACGACUAUGUUCUGAGUGGAGUCUUCAGCAAGGUCACAUGGAAGGAUUUCCAUGAGUUGGAAGUGCCCAAAUUGGUUUCGGAUGUGCUUGUCAUGCCAAAAAAGGCACUUAUGUCUCCGUUCAUGGAGAAUUUCGACGACAACGAGGACGAGUCGGAUCCAAUGGUGAUGGUUCGCCAUAGGCACGCCAAAAUAUACAAGGAGUCGUGGUAG